AUGCACUGUCCUGGGGCGCACUGAAUAAUGAACAUUUUGGAGUGUUAUAAGCCGUGAUCGGUCGGCAUUCGAUUCACGUGACAUUUCAACGUCUUUACCCGGUAUGCCGACAACACCACUUUUUGAUUGGUCAAUGAUCGGCAUCCCGACAGCAAUACUAGCUGUUAAAGGGUAGCCGAUGCAGUAGUUUGUAAUCCGAAUCAUUAAUCAAUGACUCUGACCCGGGAAUAAAGAAGUUUCGUCACGAAUAAAAGGGCUUGCGUUUUGUGCGAACGCCGAGCACAAGAAUCUGGGGUAGAGCUCACAAGAACCUCUCAUCUUAGCGUCAUUGCAACAACUCCAAUGCUAGCAAGAUGGCGCUGGAUAAUGAAAGCGUGCACAAUGACGGCAUUGCAUCUGAAGAAGUAGAGCGCGGGUUGCGUGCUUGGCCUAGUACUCGGGACGACGAGAUCCAGCAAAGCAUCCAAGCAGAAGAGCAGGAAAUCGGACAUGAACCCAAGUCGGAGGAGGUCAUAACAUCAGGGAUCUCCAAAGUCUUCUCCAGGAAGUCCGCAGCAGCAUCGAGCUGGGCUGAUGUAGGACCCGCUCCCGACGGUGGCAGAAAGGCGUGGAUACAGGUCUUUUGCACGCAUCUUACCAUCUUCAACACUUUCGGCUUUAUUACGUCUUUUGGCGUUUAUCAGACGUACUACCAGACCACAUUAGGAAUUCAACCUUCGACGAUAUCCUGGAUAGGUUCUCUUCAGAUCUUCUUGCUGUUUGGCAUCGGGACAUUAACGGGAAGAGCCACGGAUGCGGGGCUGUUCCGUCCAGUUUACAUUGCUGGUAGUGUAUUCCAGAUCGUGGGCAUCUUCACUAUGGCGGAAAGUACGGAAGUUUGGCAACUCUUCCUGUCUCAAGGUGUAUGUCUCGGUAUCGCGAACGGGCUUCAAUUCUGCCCAUCCAUGGCCCUCGUAUCAACCUACUUCGUGAAGAGGCGCGCAUUCGCCCUUGGGAUUACGGCUCUAGGAUCAUGCACCGGAGGCGUCGUCUUUCCCAUAAUCGUCCAACAAUGCCUCCCGCGCUACGGUUUCCCAUGGACGAUUCGCAUCAUCGGCUUCAUCAUGUUCGCUUUCAACAUCAUCACCAUCGCACUAUACCGCACGCGGCUGCCACCUCGGAAGAGCGGAGCGAUUGUCGACCUAGCUUCAUUCCGAGACCUCCCCUACUCUCUGUACUGCUUAGCCAUGUUCUUCAAUUUCUGGGGUCUUUACUUCGCCUUCUUCUACAUCGGCGCAUACGGACGCAAUGUCCUGGGCAUCCCAUACGGAGAAUCGAUCAACCUCCUUCUCGUCGUCGUCUGCCUAGGCUUCAUCUUCCGCGCACUACCAACAUACUACGCUGACAAAAUCGGAAGUCUCAACACUCUGAUCCCGUUUGCGUUUCUCUGCGGCAUCAUGAUGUUUGCGUGGAUCGGUAUACACACUGUUGGUGCGCUCUACGCUUUCGCCGCCAUCUACGGUUCCGGGAGUGCGGUGGUGCAGGCUUUGUGGCCCGCCAUCAUUGGGAAGUGUAGUAAGGAGCAGGAUCUCAAGAAAGCGGGCGUGCGUAUGGGUAUGGCGUUCACGAUCGUAAGUUUUGCGAGUCUGACGGGUCCGCCGCUUGCUGGCGCGCUGAUUCAGUAUGGCAAUGGGAGCUAUGUUUAUGCGAAUGCAUGGGCGGGGGCUUCGUUUUUUGUUGGUGGGAUCUUGUUGGUGGUUACUAGAUGGUCGCUUGUGGGGUGGGAUUGGAAAGCGAGGAUAUGA
Periconia digitata is the source of this 1784-nucleotide messenger RNA. The record is from the annotation of a GenBank genome assembly. NCBI's taxonomy places the organism in Eukaryota, Fungi, Ascomycota, Dothideomycetes, Pleosporales, Periconiaceae.